AUGACAGCAGCUGAGGAGCAUCGGGAAGAGCUCAAGGCCUGCCCGCUGCAGUGGAUGUACUGCCACAUGAUGCUGCUGAGCGGAAGCCAGCCAGACCACACCAUCACAGUGUCUGACUUCCUGGCGCAUGUCAAAAAGGCAAGGAAGAGCAAAGCGCAGCUGGACAGCUGGGGAGAGUUUAGCUGCCUGGACUCCAAAGGUUGGACGCCAGUCAGGAGCAACAUGUUGGCCACCCCAGAAGACUUCUGGCGCACCCUGGGCGUGGCAGCUCGCUUCAGGGAAGCUGUGAAAUGCAAUGCUUCUUUUGGAGACACACUGCUGCCAUCCUUCACAGAGGAACAGCUUGAUGAGGAGCGUGCAUCUGAGCUGAAUGACAAGCUGCUGGCAUGCACCGGGUGCCGACAGGCCAAGUACUGCUCCAAGGAAUGCCAGAGAAAGCACUGGGUGGGCGGGCACAAGCAAGAGUGCACUGCAACAGGGUCUGGGGGCGCCUCGGAGGCAUGA
Messenger RNA from Coccomyxa subellipsoidea C-169, 504 nucleotides. RefSeq lists its product as hypothetical. The transcript is spliced from 3 exons. Lineage: Eukaryota; Viridiplantae; Chlorophyta; Trebouxiophyceae; Coccomyxaceae. Bases 1 to 504 code for a protein of 167 amino acids. The record is from RefSeq and is a predicted model, not a curated record.